AGUGAGUAAGGAGGAGGAAGAGGAGGAAGAAGGGAGAGCCAUUGGAUAGUCCACUUAGAAGGAAGACAGAGAAAGAGAGAACACAGAGCACAGAGUAGGGUAGAGAGAGAAAUUGGAAGAGGAAGGAGGAGGGUGGGUGGGGAAGAGAGAGAGAGAGAGAGAGAAUCCCAAUGCCCAGAAGAAACAGAGCCACUGCCUUCAUCACUGAUAACUGAUCACUUCUCUCUCUCUAUCUUCCGUCGUCUGUGUUUCUCUCUCUCUAAGGCCAAAUCAAGAUCCGAGCUUCCAACAGAUCCAUAGAUCAAUAGCUCAACCAUAACCCCCCCAACCCAGUAAAUUCCCCCCACGCUGUCACUUCCUUGAAUGGGAGACAACCACCACCCACUAGCUGAGAUGGCGGAGGAAGACGGCGAUCAUCAACCCCUGCGCGGGUCGGAUCCGCCGGACCAGGUACUCGAUACCGUCCUGGAGACCGUUCUCCAGUUCCUGACCUGCCGCCAGGACCGGAACUCGGCCUCCCUGGUGUGCCAGUCGUGGCACCGCGCCGAGGCCCUCACCCGCUCCGAGCUCUUCAUCGGGAACUGCUACGCCGUCUCCCCUGCACGCGCAACCGCCCGCUUCCCCCGUGUCGAGUCGAUCUACAUCAAGGGCCGGCCCCGGUUCGCCGACUUCAACCUCAUGCCCCGCAACUGGGGCGCCCACUUCCGCCCCUGGGUCUCCGCCAUGUCGAGGGCGUAUCCGUGGCUCGAGAAGGUUUACUUGAAACGAAUGUCUUUAACGAACGAUGAUCUCGCUCUCCUUGCGGACUCUUUCCGUCAAUUCAAGGAGCUUGAGCUUGUCUUCUGUGAAGGUUUCGGCACUAAAGGUCUCUCUGAAAUAGCUAGCAAGUGCAGGCAACUCAGGGUGCUUGAUUUGAGCGACACUGAGGUCAUAGAUGACGCGAUGGACUGGAUAUCUAGCUUCCCUGAGGGGGAGACCCCUCUGGAGUCUCUUACCUUUGACUGCGUGGAAUGUGAAAUCAAUUUUGAGGCUCUUGAGGGGCUCGUUGCUCGGUCUCCUUCAUUGAAGAAACUGAGGCUAAAUCGCUACGUCUCUAUCAGGCAGCUCUAUCAGCUGCUGAUCAAGGCCCCACAGCUGACCCAUCUUGGAACAGGCUCUUUCAGUCAAUCCGAGAAUAUCCAACAUCUGGAUGAUAAUCAGGAUUUAGAUUAUCACUCAGCUUUUGCCGCUUGCAAGUCCCUUGUCUGUCUCUCUGGCUUUAAGGAGGUCAUGCCUGAAUACCUGCCUUCAAUCUACCCCGUGUGUGCGAAUCUCACGUCUCUGAACUUUAGCUAUACAAAUAUCAAUCCCCAGCAGUUCAGGUCGGUCAUCGUGCAUUGCCAUAAGCUCCAAAACUUGUGGCUCCUUGAUACUGUAUGUGACGAGGGACUUCAGGCAGUGGCAGCAUCAUGCAAGGACCUGCGUGAGCUAAGGGUCUUCCCUGUCCACCCUGAUGAGGAUAUUGAGGGACCUGUCUCUGAAGUGGGCCUGCAGGCCAUAUCCGAGGGCUGUAGAAAGCUCCAGUCGAUCCUCUACUUCUGCCAGCGGAUGACCAAUGAGGCCGUUAUAGCUAUGUCAAGGAACUGCCCGGAUCUCGUGGUCUUCCGCCUCUGUAUAAUGGGUCGUCACCAGCCCGAUCAUGUGACGCGCAAGCCUAUGGAUGAGGGUUUUGGGGCAAUUGUCAAAAACUGUCGGAAGCUGACCCGUCUUGCUGUCUCAGGCCUUCUCACGGACAAGGCCUUCUCGUACAUAGGACAGUAUGGGAAAUUGGUCCGAACCUUAUCAGUGGCCUUUGCUGGGGACAGCGACAUGGGCCUGAGGUACGUCCUCGAGGGUUGCCCAAGACUGCAGAAGCUUGAGAUCAGGGACAGUCCAUUUGGGGAUGAAGCCCUGUGGGCUGGGGCUCACCGCUACUACAACAUGCGUUUCCUUUGGAUGUCUUCUUGCAGGGUUUCUAGGCUGGGAUGUCAAGAGAUUGCCCGGUCGAUGCCCCAUUUGGUUGUAGAGCUGCUCAGGUAUGAGGAGGAAGACGCACCAUUUGUUGAAGAAGACAAUAACAACUUCAGUGUGCUCUACAUGUACAGGUCCCUUGAACAGACAAGGAACGAUGCUCCUGAAUCAGUGACAAUCUUGUAGACAGUUUACCAUAAGCGAAAAUUUUCUUGAGUUCACUAUGGAGAAUUGAGGAAGAUGAGUUGGGGCAGUAAUUCUUCAUGAUUAAGCCACAAGAGAUUCAUGUUGUCGAGCAAUGGAAUCCCUUUUGCUGCUUGGUGGCUUGGGCUGUUGCGACUGGAUGAAUAAUAGCGGAGCUAUAGGAUGGGGGGCUUCUUGAAGAAAGUGGAGGCAGAUAGAUCGCGUGCGCUCUUAGACAGCUACUGUGUUAUUUUCUUCCGUGUUUGGCUUUCUUAUUCGCUUCUCCCUCGAGAAGGAUGCUAGUGGAGGCGAUAGGAGAAGGAAUUUUCUUUUCUCGGGUUAAUUGUCGACAAUGCAUCAACUUUCUACAUGGAUAACCAUCUUUUGGGAGGAAGAAGGCUGUGGUCUUCCAUAAAUUCAUGAUUCUGGAAGCUAAGCUACAUAUUCAGCUAAGAGGUUAGAGCCAGAGGGAUUGAGACGAUAGCUGAUUUGAUCAUCUGAUUCAAAGUGUUAGACAGCGGUAGCUUAAUUAGACUAGUUGCCCGGGACGCAAUGCGCAUGUACAUCUCAGUCCCUCUGGUCUCUCGCUUUCGGUUUCUGGAAAUAAGAUGCAUAGUUCCUUUCCUCUGAUGUGGUGUUGUAGAAGCACCUGACAAUUGAAUUUACCCCUGUUGCAUAUUCACCAUUAUCAUUGUUGUUAUUAUUAUUAUUAUUACUACUA
Molecule: messenger RNA, 2893 nt
Organism: Punica granatum (pomegranate)
Lineage: Eukaryota; Viridiplantae; Streptophyta; Magnoliopsida; Myrtales; Lythraceae
Source: RefSeq, a predicted model, not a curated record